Anisakis simplex (herring worm) is the source of this 663-nucleotide messenger RNA. The record is from the annotation of a GenBank genome assembly. Lineage: Eukaryota; Metazoa; Nematoda; Chromadorea; Rhabditida; Anisakidae.
UCAAACCCACGGUUGGCUCAGUCAAAAUUGGUGAUCAAUCGUCGAAGGCAAGAAGGCAAUCCUAUCCUGAAAUAUAUUCGCAAUAUUCCAUUCGAAUGGACCGAUAUUAAGGCUGAUUUCGAGGUUGGCCGAGAGAUGGGUAUUUUGUAUUUGAGCUUGAAAUGGCAUAAACUACAUCCAUGUUAUAUCGAAAGUCGCAUGGCAUCAGAUUUGAAUGAAUACGCAAUCAAAGUAUUGUUGGUGUUGGUAAACAUUGAUCAGUAUUCGAUGCUACGUGAGUUGAAUCUUCUCUGUUAUCAAGCCAAUUUAAAACUUGUUCUAUGUUAUUCGGCUGGAGAAGCUGCCGAAUAUCUUGAAGGUUUGCAUUCAUCGAGGAACAAGAACGAGCAAAAUGUGGUAGAUGCGUUUCAAGAGAAAAAGAAGAAACGCCUAGGAAUCAGUGAAACAAGCCAGUCCACUGAGAUCAUUCAACAAGCGGUCGCUUUUUUGUGUAGCAUACGCUCGGUUACUACCUCAGAUGCACAACGUCUUAUCGGCACUUUCGGUAGCAUUAAAGCAAUCGCGAAUGCCGAUAUGGAAAAACUUUCAUUGUGCCCUGGUUUAGGUCCUAUCAAAGCUGAAAACAUCUACACGUUUUUCAGAGCGACGUUUAUUAAAAAAUGA